This is a messenger RNA of Diaporthe amygdali, 1143 nucleotides long. Its product is annotated as xaa-Pro aminopeptidase family enzyme. The coding region runs from base 1 to 1143 and encodes 380 amino acids. Lineage: Eukaryota; Fungi; Ascomycota; Sordariomycetes; Diaporthales; Diaporthaceae. The record is from RefSeq and is a predicted model, not a curated record. The transcript has 4 exons.
AUGCGGGGUUUGUUCGCCAAGCUCGUCAUUGCGGCGAGUACGUGCUUAACCUGCAAUGCCUCGGCAGACACGACCAAGAAACCUCAAAUUCAGAUGCUGCCUCGCCUACGAGAGCAGGCUCAGAUUGUCGACGCCUGGACUGAAGAACGCAAAGCACUGAUCCCAGGAAUUUUGCGAAAAUAUGGGGUUGAUGCAUGGCUCAUUAGUCAACGUGAAUAUGCCGAGGACACCGUCUUCUGGGCUCUCAAGGAUUACGAGCAAUUCUCUGCUAGGCGCCGCACAACUCAACUGAUCCUCGCUAAUGCCACGGGCGACUCACCAUUAUCAUACACUUGGGUCGACAACACCCCUCUCGUCUGGUCUGAGCUCACGGCCGUCCUGGUCGCUCAGCAGCCACGCAAUAUUGCACUGAAUACACACGCCGAGCUGGCCUUUAGCGGUGGUCUACACGCUGGCGAACGGGACGCAAUUGAGGCUGCGCUAGGAGACUGGGCUGACCGUUUUGUCCUUGAGCCUAUGAUUGCCGUCGAGGUCGUCGCAACCAUGGUAGAAAGCAGACUCGGCUGGUAUCGAAAGUUAAUGGAAACAGCCUGGGCGAUCAUCGAGGAGGCAUUUAGCACCAGCAAUAUCAUUCCUGGCAAGACAACUACCUUGGAUCUAGAAUGGUGCGAUACGGAGGACGACAUUCCCGCCAGUGUACUUGAAGGUUUGAGAAAGGGCAAUCGACUACAGGACAUAACGAGAGAUAAUAUGAAAAUCGGCAUGACGGGGAACGAAAUACUGAAGAAAAUUCGUCAUCAGAUGGACCAAGAAAAUAUUCAGGGCAAGAUUUAUUGUCACGCAACAGGAGAAAUGGGGCAUAGCGCUGGGACUGUCAUCGGGAUGACCAACCUGCAAGACAGUGUUCCAUUCCUUGGAGAUCUUCCCCUGCUGAAGAACACAUACUACAGUAUUGAAUUGUUUGCGCAGCAUUAUAUUCCGGAGAAAAACAAGACGGUCAACUUUCCUCUGGAAGAAGAUGUCUACUGGAGCGAAGAGACUCAGACGUGGGAAUGGGUAUUUGGCAGGCAGUCUAAGUACCUCGUCGUUCAUCCUCCCAUGAAUGGCAACACCGAGCAAAUGCAGCUGGAGUUUGAGCUAUGA